AUGAAGAGCCUCGCUGAGAAUCGCCGCCGCCGCUCUUGUCGAAUCCGUUUUCACUCUUUCCAUCGCCUCCUCCUCUUCCCGAGCAACCACUUGCGAUUUUCAGUUUCCCUUCUCAUUCUCCUGAUUUCCCUUCCGCUCUGUUUGGGGUCGGUCUCGGAGCUGAACGAACGAACGCUGAAUUCGGGAUUCCUCAGCCAGCUAGGCGUUUUGAGUCGCCGAGACGGGUGGAAUUCGCAAAACGCGCAAACAAUGUCACAACAACAACCCCAAACACCCGUCCACCCGCAACCAACGUCGAUUCAGUACUUCUAUCCUCAAGAGAUUCUGGAGGCGAACUCUGGUCUCGAGCUCUCAUUCAACCUCUCGCGAUCCAGCGAGCCAAAUCCAAUCGAGAAACCGACGAAGCUGUUGUUGCGAUUGAAUUUCAACGGCUGUGGAACAGUUCAAGUGCAACUUAAGAACCCCCCGCACCAGAACUGGACGAUUUCCCCGAAUCUCCUCGCUUCUUGCUCGAGUUCGACAAAAAGUUGGAUCGAUCUGGAUGUCACUGAAGUGUUUCCCGGCAACGAUUUGAUGCUCCAAUUCACGCUCACGUUUUCGCCGUUUAUUUAUUUGUCGCGUUCGCGUGAGGGCGAGAAAUACGCCUAUUUGGUGGCUCAGUACGAAAUCGCACCGACAAGUCGCUCGAAGAGAUUGGCUGAUGAUGACCCAUCGACGAGCACUCCCCAAGCACAGCAAGAGCGAAAGGGCAAAGGCAAGGGGAAAGGGCGAAAGCGGCCGGGAAAAGAAAAGAUCGGUCACCACUCCCGACAACCGCAUCGACGUUUGUGUCAGCGCGUCGAUUUGUACGUCGAUUUCAAGGAGUUGAAUUGGGACGAUUGGAUCUUGUCGCCAAUGGGCUACAACGCAUUUAUGUGUGUGGGUGAAUGUCCAAAUCCAUUACCCGCUCGUCUCAACGCCACCAAUCACGCCAUUGUACAGUCACUAUUGAACAGCCUUAAUCCGGAGAUCCCUGGACCGUGCUGUGUGGCCACCGAGACCUCAGCGCUCAACAUUCUAUACAAAGAUUUCAACAACACGAUUCAAAUCAAGAAAUAUGAUGGAAUGCGGGUGGAAGCGUGCGGAUGUCGA
Molecule: messenger RNA, 1131 nt
Organism: Mesorhabditis belari
Lineage: Eukaryota; Metazoa; Nematoda; Chromadorea; Rhabditida; Rhabditidae
Source: the annotation of a GenBank genome assembly